CGAGGGUUAAAGCAUUUCUCUGUGGUUCAACAAAGCUAAUUGCCAAGCUGUUAGUACACAUCUGAUAGGAUAUAUAAACUCCAAAUUAAAGAUCAAUCGGGAUGGGGCGGCGGCGAUCGGACAACGACAACUUAUCUUCCCUUGUUCAAGCCAUUCUUGUGAUUGCCAAAAACACUCCUGUUAUUGCUUUGCCUUGCAUCUCCAUUUUAUAUCCUCUGUACUCAUCCGUACAGGCAAUAGAUUCGAGUUCUAGGAAUGAUCUGGAGCAAUGGCUGACAUUUUGGAUGCUUCGUUUUUUCAUCACAUCAUUUGAGAGUACAUUUCCUAUUGAAUGGCUUUUGCUUUGGGACUACCUAAAGUUAGCUGCGAUGUGCUGGAUGGUGCUUCCUUUCUUCAAGGGAACGAAAUACAUUAACAGGAAUCUUAUCCGACCAAUCUUCCAACGUCGCACCAGUUUUUUUGAUAAUCCCAUCCAUUUCUCCGCGUCAACGAUCACCGGACAUGAUGAUUGACCAUAGGUCUAACGAUUGAUCAUUGAUGACUACAGGAGCAGCUCAUUCAUUCAACAGAACCACACCAAUUCAUUCCCAGUAUAUACAGUAUCUGUUUGAAAGAUCGAAGGAUGUAGUCUGUCUUCUAUCAUUUUCCCCAUUUAUGCAGUUAAGGCAUGAUGUAUAAACAAAAUAGAAGUUGGAUGUAUGAUAAAGAUGCGGUAUUGUACGGAAUGCAAUCAAAUUUUCUCGAGGGAGUUGGGGAAUUUAUUGAAUUUGCACUUGAACAUCCGGCUUAUAUGAGUGGUGAUAAAAUAAGAUGUCCAUGUUCAAAGUGUAAAAAUCUCAAAUUUAAAGACCCACACGAAGUUGGGUAUGAUUUGUACGCGGUUGGUUUUGUUCCCAAUUAUUAUAAUUGGACUUCUCACGGCGAACCUUUGGAUCCAUCUGUUAUACCACAAACGGUAGGUUCGUCUCGUUACGUCCCUCCAGAGAUGAGUGCAUGGGGAGACCGUGCUGAAAUGAGGUGGGACCAACAAAUGGUAUAUGACGCAUACGGUGUACCGAUGUCUCAGUUCAACCCCCCACAACCACCUAACGACCCCCCUGAAGCCUCAACCUCGUAUCAACCAGAUGCGGAUGAAAAUCCAACAUUUUAUCAACCUUAUGUGGAUGAAGGUUUGGCUGAGAGAUUUCAGGAUGUUCUAAAAGCUGCCGACCAACCUCUGUAUGCUGAUUGUGAGGAAUACUCUCAGCUAUCCGCCGUUACUGAAUUCAUGAACAUAAAAGCCAAAUACAGUCUCCCUGAAACUUGCAUGAAUAGAGUCUUGCAGUCAGUAGGAGGGAUGCUACCGCGAGAUCAUACCCUUCCGGAUUCAUAUUACCACAUGAAGCAGUUAAUGUCUAAGUUGGGGCUACCUUGUGUUGAAAUUGAUGCGUGCCCGGAAGGAUGUAUGUUGUUCUAGAAGGAGGAUGAGGCACUUGAGUUCUGCAAGUUCUGUGGUGGAGACAGAUACAAACCUGUUCGUCAAGGUAAAAAGAAACCACGACAUAGUUCUGCACUGUCUAAACUGUAUUACCUCCCAAUAGCUCCUCGACUGCAGAGGAUGUACGCUUCGACUGCUACUGCGAAACACAUGACAUGGCAUGUUGAGCACGAAACCAACGAGGGUAUGAUGGCUCACCCUUCGGACUGUGAAGCCUGGAGACACUUUGACCGCUGUCAUCCUCAGUUUGCUAUGGAGCCACGAAAUGUGCGGCUGGGAUUGUGCUCAAAUGGAUUUGCUCCUUUUGGCAGGUUUGGCAAGAACUAUUCAUGUUGGCCGGUCAUGUUAAAUCCUUACAAUCUCCCUCCCGACAUGUGCAUGAAAAGUCAUUUCAUAUUUUUGUCUUUAAUUUGUCCGGGUUCCAAGGAUCCUAGGCGAAAGAUGGACAUUUAUCUCCAACCAGUUAUCGAGGAGAUGAAAGAACUGUGGGCCGUUGGGACACCAACUUAUGAUGUUUCAUCAGAUAAAAUGUUUAUCAUGAAAGCUGCCAUCAUUUGGACCAUUAGCGACUUCCCUGCCUAUGGCAUGCUUUCGGGAUGGAGCACACACGGUUUGAUGGGAUGUCCGAUAUGCAUGGAGAAAUCAGGUGCCAACUGGCUUAGUUACAGCAAAAAAGGAAGUUACUUUGAUUGUCACCGCAAGUUUCUCCCGGAAAGGCACCGAUAUCGAAAGGACAAGAAGUCUUUCAUUAGAGGCAGAGCGGUACGAGAGAGCCCACCCCCGAGAUUGACCGGUGAAGAAAUUUAUAACCGGGUUCGACGUUUUCCUACGGCUAUGGAAGAGCCAAACCAAGAGCCAUAUGGGUAUUGUGAUACCCAUAAGUGGACAAAGAGGAG
Messenger RNA from Cuscuta epithymum, 2373 nucleotides. The record is from the annotation of a GenBank genome assembly. NCBI's taxonomy places the organism in Eukaryota, Viridiplantae, Streptophyta, Magnoliopsida, Solanales, Convolvulaceae.